Sorghum bicolor (sorghum) is the source of this 570-nucleotide messenger RNA. Its product is annotated as chloroplast stem-loop binding protein of 41 kDa a, chloroplastic. Bases 1 to 570 code for a protein of 189 amino acids. The record is from RefSeq and is a predicted model, not a curated record. NCBI's taxonomy places the organism in Eukaryota, Viridiplantae, Streptophyta, Magnoliopsida, Poales, Poaceae. The transcript has 2 exons.
AUGUUGGAGAAGUACAUGAUCAUUGCCAAGAAUGGCCACGUCGUGGUGGAGAAGUACAUCGCGGAGCAGUUCGGGAGCUGGGCGUCGUUCCGGCCGCAGUACAUGAUCGGCUCCAGCAACAACAAGGACUGCGAGGAGUGGUUCUUCGACAGUAAUAAUAACAAUCAGCAACCCGUCACUCCAUUCAAUCCAGUUGUUUUCUCUUCUCUUCCGGCCGCAGUACAUGAUCGGCUCCAGCAACAACAAGGACUGCGAGGAGUGGUUCUUCGACAGGAUCGUACGGAACCGGCCGGUGCCGAUCCCGGGGAACGGGAUGCGCAGCUGACGAACAUCGCGCACGUCCGAGACCUGUCGCGCAUGCUGUCUCUGUCCGUGGAGAAGCCCGGCGCGGCGUUGGGCAAGAUCUUCAACUGCGUUUCCGACCGCGCCGUGACGCUGAGUGGCAUGAAUAAGCUGUGCGCGGCGGGCGCGGGCGUGGAGAUCGUCCUCAACGACCCCGCCGCCGCCGGCGUCGACGACAAGAAGGCCUUCCCGUUCGGCCGUUCCGCAACAUGUACUAGUAACUACUGA